This is a messenger RNA of Impatiens glandulifera, 787 nucleotides long. Its product is annotated as late embryogenesis abundant protein 2-like. NCBI's taxonomy places the organism in Eukaryota, Viridiplantae, Streptophyta, Magnoliopsida, Ericales, Balsaminaceae. The record is from RefSeq and is a predicted model, not a curated record. The coding region runs from base 32 to 538 and encodes 168 amino acids. The transcript has a single exon.
ACUACUGCUAUAGUUCCAUUUUCAGAUAACAAUGGCAUCAAACCAGCAAAGCUACAAGGCCGGCGAAACCAAAGGCAAAGUUGAGGAGAAAACAGGACAGAUGGCCGAUACGAUGAAGGACAAGGCCCAACAGGCCAAGGGCUUUGUCUCCGACAAGACUCAGGCGACUAAGGAUAAGACGUCUCAGACCGGUGACAAGACUCAGGGAGCAGCUCAGGCUACCAAGGACAAGGCGUCCGAUGCAGCUCAGGCGACCAAGGACAAGGCGUCCGAUGCAGCUCAGGCGACCAAGGAGAAAGCCCAAGGGGCAGCUCAGGCGACCAAGGAGAAGGCCUCUGAGAUGUCGGAGUCGGCUCAAGAAGCUGCACAAGCUGGGAAGGAUAAGACCGCCGGUGUUCUGCAGAAGACCGGUGAGCAAGUGAGGAGUAUGGCGCAGGGGGCGGCGGACGCUGUGAAACAUACUUUUGGGAUGGCGGAAGAUGAUGAAACCAAUGCCGGCGCCGCCGCCGGGACCAACACUAAGAAGGUGGUCUACUGAUACUUUUGGUGAUGGAGGAGGAGGGGUUAUUAUGAAUAAAUAAAUUGUAACAGUACCAACUUGUUGCUAGCUGCUAAAAACAAGUGAAGUCUUUCCUUUCUUUUUUUUUUUCUUUCUUUUUUCUAUCUUGAAGAUAAGAACAUGUUCUAGAUUACCUAUAUACAUGUUCAUCAUGGAUGUAAUGUGCUUUGUUUGGUCGACCACAAAACGUUUUGUGAUCGUAAUUUUAAGUUUUUUUUCUUUCAUUUA